Messenger RNA from Eruca vesicaria subsp. sativa (arugula), 1679 nucleotides. The record is from the annotation of a GenBank genome assembly. NCBI's taxonomy places the organism in Eukaryota, Viridiplantae, Streptophyta, Magnoliopsida, Brassicales, Brassicaceae.
AAAAAGUUAGGCAAGCUACAGAAAAAAAAAAAAAAAACUCAGAAACGCGAGUGAAAAUGGAAUUCUAGCGUUUUCUCUAGUCGCCUCUCCAUCUUCUUCUUCUUCUUCUGACCCUUAGAACCUGCAUCACCAUCACAACUCUCAGCAAAACAUUACUUCCUAGAGAUAUUUGAAUGGAGUGCAACCGAGACGAGGCCUUAAGGGCCAAAGAAAUCGCAGAGAACAAGUUCAAAAUGAAAGACUUGGCCGGAGCCAAGAAAUUCGCCGUGAAAGCACAAACUCUCUUUCCAGAGAUGGAAGGUGUUUCUCAGAUGUUAGCUACUUUCAACGUCUUCAUCGCUGCUGAAACCAAACUAAACGGGGAAGCAGACUGGUACGGGAUACUCGACGCCAACCCCCGAGAUGAUAACGAGACGUUGAAGAAAAAGUACAGGAAGCUCGCUCUGAUGCUUCACCCCGAUAAAAACAGUUCUGUUGGAGCCGAUGGAGCUUUCAAGCAUGUCUCUGAAGCUUGGAAGUUCUUGUCUGAUAAGGACAAGAGAGCAGCUUAUGAUCGUAAGAAGAGUUUGUACACAAUGUAUCACAAGGUUUCAGUCUCUUCUUCUAAUAGCGGCUUCUGCAAUUUCCCCAACACUAGUUUUGGUUCAAAUGUUAGGCCGCCGCCCGCUCCGAAAAGCAAUCCGGUGCCAACUCAGAAGAAGAACAAUCCGCCGCCUACACAGAAGAGUAAGCCAGUUGGUAAUGCAGGACGGAGUGAUCAUCAUACAACAGCACCGAGCUCAUUUACUCCAGCUGAGUCAGAUACUUUCUGGACAGUGUGUAGGAGAUGCAUGACGCAGUACGAGUAUAUUAGAACAUGUGUCAACUGUAACGUUCUGUGUCCUAACUGUCUACAGUCGUUUUCAGCAGUACAGGUCCCUAAACCGGGUAUGUUAAGCCAUUGGAGUCGUCUCAACAGUGCAAAGCGAAACCUGGAUCCAAAGUCAGCUGAUUCUACUUCAAGUGUAUUCAGCAACUCUAAGUGGGCAUUCUCAAGAACCAGCAGUGCAGCUUUUGCUGCAAGUAUGGUUCAACAGGUUUAUGAGAAGGUAAAGAAAGAACGUGAGGAGGCAACAGCAACUGAAAAAAGAGAAAAGAAGAAUGCUAAAAGGAAGUGCACUACUACUGAUUCGUCUGGUACUUGUCUUAAAAAGAGGAAGGUAAUUGGAGAAACCGAGACAGGUUGCUCUGGUGCAAGAAAGGUCGUUUACCAUGUGACUGGUGGUGAGACCGGAAGGAACAUGAGAAAGUUACAUGGAACGAAAGAGAGAGCGUCUCCCAGACUCAAGAAAAAGAUUAGCAAGGAGAGGCUGUAACAAGGGAGGUGACGCCGCCUUUGUGUCGUUCAGAAUCAGUUGAGGUAGUUUUUUGAGUUAUCAAGGCAUAUAACUGUGUGAUUGCUUCAGGCCAUCACUCGUAGGAUAAUAUAUAUAUAUAUAUAUUUUGUAAUGCGGGUCAUUCGGUAAUCUCUUGGUUCUAACAUUGUAGAGAACAAGAUGGGUCUUCUUUUUGGGUAGAUGAUUGCAAACUACUUAUAACAUUUUUAAGACAGACUCAAUGUUGUGUCAAGCUGUGUUUGUAGCGAACAAUCAUCACUUGUUCUUAUAUUCUUUCUCAUCGUCCGGAAAUGGUGUUUUGGA